Molecule: messenger RNA, 850 nt
Organism: Dreissena polymorpha
Lineage: Eukaryota; Metazoa; Mollusca; Bivalvia; Myida; Dreissenidae
Exons: 4
Coding region: 82-780 (232 amino acids)
Source: RefSeq, a predicted model, not a curated record
CUGUACAUAAGUGCCACUAAGAGAAUUCUACUACGCAACGCACGCUAAUUUGACUUUAUCAUUUCUAGUAAGGCAAGCAAAAUGGAAAGCGGUUAUAUAGCGUGUGUUUUACUUCUGUUGAAUCCGACUCUGGGGUUUAUUUUGAAUUCCAAUGACGGACCAGUGAUGGGGUUCGCCGAACCUCUGAUGAUUGCGCAACUUGAAGAGAGUGGCUGGAACCUGGUGUUUAGAGGAACUUCCGGUAACGGUCACAACACACUUGAUGCUUGGAUGAAUGGCGUUGGUACGUCGAGCACAAAACCGAUGGACAUGUCACGGUCCUACGACAGCCACUUCCGGGACAAUUAUGCCGUCACUCACUGGGCGUCCCUCGGCGUUAAAUACGUCAAGUUCGCCCUGUACAAACAGUCGCGCGAGGUCGUGAACAUCGUGUUUAACGGAACAGGAUCGGAUAUGACGUCAUGGUUCGCGCAACAGCGGGUGCUGGUCUCCAGCUACUCAGACAUUACGCCAACAAACACAUACAACUUCUUCUCAAUCCAAGGCCACAUUGACGUCCAGCAUGUCGUACGGACGUUCUUCAUCAACCAGAUUUACCACGGCUGUGACGGCGACGUCGGAAACGUUGUGGUACUGGAGCGUGACGGCGACUGCAACUGGGACCAUCAGCCGCGCUACCCACAAUUCCUCUACUCCGACCUGAACGCCGCAGAAAACUGGAACCAACGGAUGUUCGGACGAGCCGACUAUCUGGCCAUUUUCGUCUACACUGGACAGUGAAUGACUUGAAAUACUGAAUUCACGUAAAACCGUAAACUUGAUUUCAUUCGAAAAAAGCAAUUACUUCGUA